CUCGCGUUGAGCAUGUCUCCGUGCGCCUUGAAAACUCUUCAUCUUAUCAGAUGUCGUGCCAUUGUAGCGGAUCUAUGACCCGAUGUCGCUUGAGGCCAUCCAUGCUAUUGCUCCUGCUCGGCAUCUUCCACCAUGGUCGUUCUGGGCAAGCCUGAUCCGAGUGAUGUCUUUGUUGGUCGUUAGAGUGUUUGACAGGGACCAAACUCCUUUGAGGUGACGACUAUCUAUACCAUUUUUACAAGUCCAACAUAUCACAAGAAAGGGCUUCAAGUUGGACGACGGCAUGCGUGACUCGCAACAUCCUUCAGCUGGCCUUGUCAAUGGCUUCUCUAAUGAUUUCGGUGUCUCUCGUGAGGUCCGAUUUCUACAGGCCGACGAAUUCAAAACACGAACGGGAAUGAGAGAAGAUAUUAUACGUCUGGCAUGGUUGAUUGUUCUCAUGCGCACCAGAGAGGGAAGCCAAGUCUCGUAUGAGUGGGCUCACCGAGACCUCCUGGAUACCCAAUGGCCGGAGCGUGAGGUCGACGGGUCUCACAUUAUCAAAGAACUGGAUGAAAAUGUCGAGACGGUUUCGAACAGGAUUUGGCAAUGUUCUACGCCAUUAAUACCGAGCAAAGUUCCUCCCAAGCAGGAUCCCAUGAUACUUAGUACCGGUACAAUGUUUCAAAAGGAGGAAGAACCAGAAGGUGUGCUUCAGGUGGAAGUCUCGUUCGAUAGCUUAUCCUCUGAGAGGGGCCACCUCGAGAUCAAACCCGUAUUGCGCAGCAGGGAAAUGCUAGAUAAUGAAGUGAUGCGAUAUGUCACAUCCCUAGCGGACACAGUAGAGCUCUGCCUCAUGAACGAUCAAGCCACCAUUCAAGAAUGUUUGGGACCAACACGGAGUGAUCUGGACGAAAUCUGGAGAUACAACCAUGAAUUACCACCAACUUACAACUUCUGUAUGCAAGACAUGGUUUCCGAGCGAGCACAACAAUUCCCGGACAAGAUUGCAAUUGAUUCCUGGGACGGAACUUUGUCUUUUGGUCAGAUUGAGCAAUAUUCGACACGCAUGGCUCAAACUCUGGUGGAAGAGGGCGUUCAACCACAUGACAUUGUACCUUUGUGCUUCGAGAAGUCACGAUGGGCAAUUGUUGCCGUUUUGGCAGCUAUGAAGGCAGGAGCAACUUUUGCAAUGAUGGACCCAUCGCUUCCGCUUGCUCGUCUUCAAAACAUGGCAGUACAGAUUGGCGCUAAGGUCAUUGUUUCCUCCCGCAUCCAGAACGAUUUUGCGACAUCGGUCUUGCCUGAUGGAAAGCAUUUUGUUGUCGAAGAAGAAGCAUUUGCAAGCACAUCUUCGAAAUCCUCAACCAAAACCCUACCGUCCGUCGAUACCGACACUCUAAUGUAUAUUAUCUUCACGUCCGGAAGCACUGGUACCCCGAAAGGUGUUACAAUCUCACACAAGACAUAUACCAGCAGUGCUAUCCCUCGAGCGAAAGCAGUUGGCUAUACUGAGAAGUCCAGAGUCCUUGACUUCGCUUCUUACGCAUUCGAUGUCAGUAUCGAUAGCAUGUUUUUGACUGUUGGCAAUGGCGGCUGUCUUUGCAUUCCUUCCGACGCAGAUCGUCUCAACGACAUUAAUGGGGUGAUCAGAGAUAUGAAGAUCAACUAUGCAGGAAUCACACCUUCUAUGGCCCGAAUCCUGGACCCCGAUGUCAUCAAGUCACUUGACGUCUUGGGCCUUGGCGGAGAAGCGGCGUCCGCCAGAGACGUCAACUUCUGGGGUCAAGACACGAGGAUUGUCAUUGGCUACGGUCCUUGUGAGUGCACGAUUGGAUGCACCAUCAACAGCGACACCGCUACAGGCAGAGACUACAUCUCAAUCGGUACCGGCAACGGAGCUUGUAUGUGGAUCGUCAACCCCGAUGAUCACGAACAAUUGAUGCCAGCUGGGGCUGUUGGUGAAUUGCUUGUUGAAGGACCAAUUGUCGGACAAGGUUAUCUCAAUGAUCCUGAGAAGACUGCGACGGUUUUCAUCAACGAUCCCUCUUGGCUCGUCGAAGGUCACGAGAAGUAUGCUGGACGCCGUGGUCGACUAUACAAGACUGGAGACCUUGGAAAGUAUGACCCAGACGGUUCUGGUGGUAUCAUCUUCGCUGGACGAAAGGAUACUCAAGUCAAGCUUCGUGGUCAACGCGUUGAGCUAGGCGAGAUUGAGAGUCAGCUUGGAGCACAAUUACCUUCUGGCACCACCGUAAUCGCCGAGGUGAUCGUCCCUCAGGGAUCGGGAGGUCAAGCUACUCUUGUAGCUUUUGUUGCGCCUGGAUCCACAAAGGGACAUGGUCAAACAGAAAUCAGCUCGAUCCAACUCCCAGAUGACCUGCGCGAAGCUCUUUCGAAAGCUGAUAAGGAGGUCAAGAAGACACUACCCCGCUACAUGGUGCCCACUUCCUAUAUUCCGGUCAACCACAUUCCAGUCUUGAUCUCAGGUAAGACUGACCGCAAGCAACUCAAAGCUUUUGGUACAACGGUCGAUUUGAGAGACCUAGAUCAAGGCUCUGCCGAUGCAGGUCGUGAACUGAACGAUUUGGAGAAACGACUUCAGCAGGCCUGGAGUCAGGUAUUGAAUUUGGACGCUGCAGGCAUUCGUCUUGAAGAUAACUUCUUCGCUCUCGGUGGUGACUCCUUAGCAGCGAUGAGACUUGUGUCAACUUGCAGAGCGCAAGGUCUGGUUUUGUCCGUUAUUGACACAUUUGGCAAUCCAAACCUCUCGGCGAUGGCCAGCGUUGUUAAGGUUGGCGAUGCUCAAGCACAAAAGGAGAUACAAGCAUUCUCAACUAUCACACGUCCUGUGGAAGACGCUCGUCUUGAAGCUUCACAAGCUUGCAAGACCAACGCUGCUGACAUCGAGGAUAUCUAUCCUUGCACCCCCACACAAGAGUCACUCUUCACUUUCUCGCUCAAAUCGGUCGAGCUGUAUCUUGCACAAAGAGUGGCAGCAAUACCACAAGACAUGGAUGUCGAAGCACUAAAGAAGGCCUGGGAGAAGGUCGUCGCCGCAAACCCCAUCCUUCGCACUCGUGCUGCACAACUCCAAGAGCCUGGACUUCAGCAGGUUGUGUUGAAGGAAGGCAUCUCUUGGAGAUAUGCAACCGACUUGAAACAGUACCUUGAGAAUGACAAGAGCGAGAGAAUGGACCUUGGUGAAAACUUGGCUCGCUACGCUAUUGUUGACUCUGCAGAGUCUGGCAAGCGAUACAUGGUGUGGAGCGUUCAUCAUUUACUCUACGAUGGAUGGUCGGAGCCUCUGAUCCUCAAGCAAGUCAGCGAUGUCUUGUUUGAUCAACCUCUUGAGAUUCCAGCACGUAUGAGAGAUUUUGUCGAAUAUGUUCGCGAGACAGACGAGACGGCCAUGCAAGAAUUCUGGCGUCAGGAGCUGAAGGGAGCAGUCGGGCCUCAGUUCCCACGCAUGCCAUCCCGAGACUUUGUCCCGACUCCUGAUGCAAUGGUCGAGCGUAUAAUUCCUAUUGAGACUGGUUCUGGCUCACCAUUCACGCUGGCGACGUUGAUUCGCGGUGCUUGGGCGCUUGUUGCUUCGCAGUACUCCGGAAGCGAUGAUGUACUGUUUGGUGAAACACUCACCGGACGUGACAUCUCCCUCGCUGGAGUCGAGGGUAUCGUUGGUCCACUGAUCGCUACGGUGCCUAUCCGCAUUCGCAUCAACCGCACAAGCACGCUCGAGUCAUUCUUGCAGUCUAUCCAACAGAGUAUCCUAGCACGCACCCCGUAUCAGCAUAUGGGAUGGCAGAAUAUCAGAAAGGUCAGCCAGGAUGCUCAACAUGCUUCUGAGGCUCCGACCGGCCUCGUCAUUCAACCUGAACCUGAAUAUGUAGGCAACGACCUCGGUUUUGAGCUAGGCGAUGUCGUUCGUGAAGCGCUCCACUUCAAUCCUUACCCACUCAUGGUGGGUUGUGGUAUUCGAAGGGAUGGCUUCAGAGUUUGUGCCAACUUUGACAGCAGUCUGAUUGAGAUUCCUCAAAUGGAGCGUAUCCUUGCACAGCUUGAAGUGGCUUGCUCACAAUUGACCAAAGAUCUCUCAAGAACAGUCGGUGAGGUGAGCUGUCUGCCUGAGUCAGAGCUGAACCAGAUCUGGAAAUGGAACCAGACUCCGCCGUUGGCAUUUGAUGAGUCUACCAAGCGAUUGGGAGCAACCGCCAACACGAAGCAAGGUUCUGUCUAUCCUAGUGCGGCCGUGUCGUGGGUGUGCGAUUCCCGUAACUCAUCUUACCUGACGCCCAUCGGCUCCGUAGGUGAGCUUUGGCUCGAGAGCAACUUCCUUCCGGGCGAUGUUGUCGAGUCACCGGCUUGGCUUCUUGCUGGAAGCUCAUCCUAUCCUGGCCGUGUUGGAAAGGCUCAAGCCACAGGGGACUUGGUCGAGUUGCGUGCUGAUGGAAGCUUAGCCUUCAUCGCUCGUAAGGACAACUUUUUGCCCAUCCAAGGCCAUGCUGUAGACUUCGCUGAUCUCGAGGCACACGUGGCGAGAUAUCUGCCACCUGCCACUCGUGGUGCUACUGCAGUGAUGCAGUCGUCACCAGAGAGCAAUCAAGAGAUUGUUGUCUUCAUUGAUCAGCGACCCUCUCUUGAGGACAGUGUCAAUGUCUUGACUGAGGACCAUCGGGUGCAAGGAAGCGAGACCACAAUUUGUGCCAGCAUACCAGUCGAACUUGCUGUCGCGCUGAAGAAGCUUGACAAGUACAUCCACGACUCACUGCCUUCUUAUGUCGCACCCUCCGCAUACAUUGUGAUUGACAUUUUGCCUACCAACAAAGCAGGACAGAUUGAUCAUGAUAGACUCAACCAGCUGGCUUCGAAUAUCUCCUCUGAGGUACUCAUUCAGCUUCGCCAAGGGCUUGAGCAAGCAUGGUCGACCGGCGCUGCUCAGACUCAAUUGACAGUUCCAGAAGAGAUUCUCAGAACAGCUUGGGCCAGCAUUCUUCGCAUUGGCACAGACAAGAUUGACGUGGAUGACAACUUCUUCCGUCUCGGUGGUGAUUCUGUACUCGCAAUGAAGCUGGUCUCAAGCCUCCGUUCUCAAGGUCAUGCUUUGUCAGUGGCCGACAUAUUCCAGCACAUGCGCUUGGGUGACGCGGCCAAGGUCAUGAAAUUGGAUGCUGUAACGAAAGCCAAAAAACAGACACAAGCUUACAAGCCAUUCUCAACGUUGGGUCAUGCAAAUAUCGAGGCUUUCUUAUCCGAAACAGUCAGACCCAAACUUGCUGAGUCGAGCUGGCCUGUCCGCGACGUCCUUCCAGUGACUGAUACACAGGCACUUGAUAUCGCACAGACCGUUUCAGCACCACGAACAUCGCUGCAAUACACCACGCUGAUUUUCGAACAUGGCGUCAACAGCGAGAAGUUGAUUGAUGCUUGCAAGCAGCUCGUUCAGACUCACGAUAUCCUUCGUACUGUCUUUAUCGAGCAUGGUUCGACCUUCUACCAGGUCGUGCUGCAAAGCUUAGACAACGCGGUUGUCAGCAAACGAGUCGAAGGUGAUAUCAAGCAGCAGGUCGCUGAGCUCUGCGCGGCCGAUGUUGAGCAAGAGUUCGCUCUGGGUGAUUCUUUCACCAAAAUCUACCACGUCCAAGGUGAUGACGGAAAAGAAGGCCUCGUUUUCCGUCUCUCGCAUGCUCAGUAUGACGGUAUGUCUCUGCCUGCUCUGCUCACCGAUCUUGAGACCCUCUACACUGGUGGCAAGAUUACCAGCGAGCCCUUUACUAGCUACAUCGCUGCCACAUUGGAGCCAUCUAUUCAACAAAAGUCAACGGCCUACUGGAGAGACCUCCUUUCCGGCUCUUCGCUGUCUUCUCUGGGAACCACUGUUCAAGAAAGUGAAAAGGGCCUUUUCAAGUCUGCAGCCGUCGACAUUGCAAACAAGCCUUCCGAUGUGACAACAGCAAACAUCCUCACAGCAGCAUGGUCUCUGGUAUUGGCUCGUCGCCUACACACCUCCGAUGUUGUCUUCGGCGCAGUGACAUCUGGCCGCAACGUCCCCUCACUCGCCAAUGUCGACAACAUAAUGGGCCCCUGCUACCAAUUCACAUCCGUCCGCGUGUCCCUCGACAAAUCCCCAGACAUCCCGAGCCUCCUUCGCAACAUCGCCACCCAAGUCGCCGAAUCCAGCUCCCACGACUUCCUCGGCUUCUCCCGCAUCGCCGCAGCCGUGGGUUGGGAAAACACCACCGGUUUCCAAAGUCUGGUGCAUCAUCAGGAUGACGAAGAUGAUGUGGAUACCAUGCCUUUCGCUGGUGGAGUGUGUAAUGUUGAUUUGAUCAAGCCGCAUGGAGAUAGUCCUGCUCCGUUCAAGGUUGUUAGUUUUGUCAAAGGUGGGGAGACACAUGUUGGUGUUGUUGGUGCUGAGAGAGAGGGCGGGUUUGUGGAGGAGGUGUUGGGUGAGUUGAUCGGUGCUGUUGGGGAGGUGUUAGGUGGUGGAAGUCUGAAGAUUUAGAUUGUCAUGGUAGGAUUUGAUAUUGUAAUUUAGUGAUUGAUGGAGAAGGGAAAGAGGUAUGUGGGU
Molecule: messenger RNA, 6550 nt
Organism: Aureobasidium pullulans EXF-150
Lineage: Eukaryota; Fungi; Ascomycota; Dothideomycetes; Dothideales; Saccotheciaceae
Product: nonribosomal peptide synthase SidD
Exons: 2
Coding region: 284-6484 (2066 amino acids)
Biological process (GO): amino acid activation for nonribosomal peptide biosynthetic process; secondary metabolite biosynthetic process
Cellular component (GO): cytoplasm
Molecular function (GO): phosphopantetheine binding; catalytic activity
Source: RefSeq, a predicted model, not a curated record